AUGAGUCCCUUCUUCGAGACAGCAGCGACGGCUGAGGAUGGUGAUCUGGCGAUCCUGCAUCUCAAGCGAGACACACUCACGCCCAUUACGCUACGGAGCACCGCAGACGAUGGAUAUGCGGAAGGCGCGGUGACGAAUACCAGAUUUGGCAGUUUUCCUCACAGCACGUUGAUCGGUUUAGAAUGGGGUGCUCAGGUGAGAGCGAGCAAGGUUGACACGGGUACUCGAGGGCGUAAAGGUAAACAAGUGAGGCAAGAUGGUGUGGCUGUCAGCAUGGAAGAGACCACUACAAGCCCUGGUCAACCUGCAGAGCCAGUUGCCCACUUGAACAACAAGCGCAAGUCGGAAGAGCUGGAGCCGGAAGCACGCCUGGAACACCCUGUACCUAAGAAGCUGAGGACUGCGAGUGAUCGCGUCGACUCGACUGCCGUACAGCGUGCUGCCGUGGCAACAGUCACACCACUAGAGGCUGGUUCCGGCUUCGUACAUCUCUUGCAGCCCACACCGGAAAGCUGGACUUCAUCUUUAGACCACCGAACGCAGGUCGUGUACAUCCCAGACUAUAGCUAUAUUUUGCAGCGGAUACGUGCAAAGCCAGGACAAUCCAUCAUUGAAGCAGGCGCGGGCAGUGGCAGCUUCACUCAUGCUGCUGCACGAGCAGUCUUCUCCGGGUAUCCUGGUUCUGAGAACCCCAAGAAGCGAAAAUUGGGUAAAGUGUACAGCUAUGAGUAUCACGAGCCUCGUGUUGAGACAUUGCGGAAAGAGAUCAAUGAACAUGGGCUUGACGAUAUCGUGCAUCUCACUCACCGCGACGUGUGCAACGAUGGUUUCCUCCUUACAACACCCGACAGACCAUCACCAAACGCCAACGCAAUCUUCCUAGACCUCCCAGCUCCUUGGCAAGCGCUUCGCCACCUCACACGCAUACCAUUCGAAGAGCAAGUCAUAGCCACGACCACCUACCUACGCAAGAAUGGCUGGACCGAAAUUGACAUGGUCGAAGUCCACAACCGCCGCAUGGACGUCCGCCGUGAACAAGUCGGUCUCAAGAACGAAGGUCUUCGAGGAGUCAAUGCCAGUGCUGCGACUGUCGACGAGGCUGUAUUCCGUCUCCGCGACGUCGAACAAAAGAUUGGCGACUUUCACGCCUCAAAGAUCGAUAGACAACUAAACGCACAAGCAAAUGCGGCAGGAGCUGGUGGCGCAGUACCGAAUGGUUCGGGGCGGAAGGUGCAGAGUAAAGCGGAUCGGCUGGAUAAGAUUAAGCGCGAUGCGGAGGAGAGGAAGCUGUAUAAGGAAGGUAAUCUGGUGCAUAGGACUGAGACUGAGGUCAAGACGCAUACGAGUUAUCUUGUCUUUGCUACAUUGCCUAGGGCAUGGAAUGAGGAUGAUGAGAGAGCUUGUGCCGAGUCGUGGGACGUCGAGGCCAUGAUGAGGGGUGAGAGAAGUGGUGGGGAGACGAAGAAGGCAUGA
Messenger RNA from Recurvomyces mirabilis, 1473 nucleotides. RefSeq names its product tRNA (adenine-N(1)-)-methyltransferase catalytic subunit trm61 (gene TRM61). NCBI's taxonomy places the organism in Eukaryota, Fungi, Ascomycota, Dothideomycetes, Mycosphaerellales, Teratosphaeriaceae. Gene Ontology annotation, cellular component: tRNA (m1A) methyltransferase complex; nucleus. Gene Ontology annotation, molecular function: tRNA (adenine(58)-N1)-methyltransferase activity. The record is from RefSeq and is a predicted model, not a curated record. Bases 1 to 1473 code for a protein of 490 amino acids. The transcript has 2 exons. Gene Ontology annotation, biological process: tRNA methylation.